AUGGCGGACAGAAAGUUCCAUGAUACGGACGUGCUGCCUCCUCUGGCGGUUGGUGAUAUCGCACCAAUCGAGACCGGAGAUAUGCAGCUUCUUGGGUGGCUUGCUGCGAGUGUGUUUAUUUUCAUUGUUGCGCUGGCUAUGGCCGACCUGGCAUCCGCAAUGCCCACAGCUGGUGGUCUCUAUUUCUGGACCCACUACUUCACUCGUGAUGGUACAUGGACGGCCUCUCGCCCCGUCUUAUAUGGUACAUACGUUGCCUGCGUCGUCAUCCAUGGAUUGAUAGCUACAUUCUUCGCGCGCAUCAUGCCUAACAUCCAAUCAGCCUGUAUUGUCAGCAACGUUGGCCUCGUAGUGGCCACGGUCCUUGCACUGCCGAUCGGAAAGUUCGUCAAUGGUGGGAGGAUCAAUUCGGCUGCCUAUGUCUUCGGCCAUUUAGAGAACCUUACGUAUUGGCCUCAGGGCUGGACAUUCAUAAUGGCCUGGCUUUCACCCAUCUGGACGAUCGGUGCAUUUGACUCGUGUGUCCAUAUGAGCGAGGAGGCUACACAUGCAGCGCGCGCAGUGCCGUUGGGAAUCAUAUGGUCUGCCGCACUUUGCGGGGUUCUGGGAUUUGUCUCCCUUGCAGUCAUAGCAGCCGUGAUUGAUGUAAACCUGGAAGCUUCGCUGAAGACGAGUUUCGGCCAGCCCAUGGCGCAGAUAUACUACGACUGUCUCGGUAAAUCAGGGGCCAUUGGCUUCAUGGUCGUCGUAGCAAUGGUACAAUUUUUUAUGGGAUUAAGCCUGGUCAUCGCAGCCUCUCGCCAAAGCUGGGCUUUCUCUCGCGACGGGGCGCUCCCUUUCUCCUGGUUCUUCCGUCAUGUCAGCAAGAGAAUUCGUUUCCAGCCCGUGCGCAUGGUCUGGGGUGUUGUGAUCGCCGCGAUCAUCGUCGGACUGCUGUCCCUGAUUAACAACGCCGCCGCCAGUGCGUUGUUUUCCCUCGCCGUCGCCGGCAACGAUCUGGCCUGGAUGAUGCCCAUUCUAUGUCGAUUGGUCUGGGGUCAGGAACGCUUCCAUCCUGGCGAGUUCUACACGGGACGAUUCAGUCGUCCUGUUGCCGUCAUUGCCAUCAUUUAUCUGAUUUUUGCUAUUACUCUGAGCAUGUUCCCAACCACGGGACCCAAUCCGACCGGAUGCGCCAAACCGGAAGCAAGCUGA
This is a messenger RNA of Aspergillus tanneri, 1194 nucleotides long. Its product is annotated as putative GABA permease. Gene Ontology annotation, cellular component: membrane. Gene Ontology annotation, molecular function: transmembrane transporter activity. The transcript has 7 exons. NCBI's taxonomy places the organism in Eukaryota, Fungi, Ascomycota, Eurotiomycetes, Eurotiales, Aspergillaceae. Bases 1 to 1194 code for a protein of 397 amino acids. Gene Ontology annotation, biological process: transmembrane transport. The record is from RefSeq and is a predicted model, not a curated record.